Molecule: messenger RNA, 5802 nt
Organism: Chara braunii
Lineage: Eukaryota; Viridiplantae; Streptophyta; Charophyceae; Charales; Characeae
Source: the annotation of a GenBank genome assembly
GUUAGGAGCCAUCUGAGGGAAAGGCACAGGUGGGGGAAAGAGAGAGGGAAGCUACCGGUAGUCAAAACUUUGAGGAGGACUUGCAGCUAAGGAGAGAGAGCAACGUGGUGAUCGUGUCUGCAACAACCGAGCGACUGAUCGACGUCCCUUUAAUUGUCCCAGAUUCCUUCCGAUGCGGUUGAGAACGCAGCCCUCGGUGUCUAUAACAACUUGACUUAUUUCCGCCGAGGUAUUGAAUUGCUUGUUCAGAGAUGUCGAAGACAGGAUCGCUGCUAGCGGCGGCCCUUGUCGCGCUGGUAGCAGCAGUGGGCUAUUACUACUUUGACAAGGAACAAGCACAGUUGCUUGUGGAGGCAACGCAGAAGCGCCUGGCUUCUCUUGGGGUUUGGGCUUUGCCCGCCUACAUCGCAGUUCAUACUGCUGCAAUAGCUGCUUGUUUCCCCUACACGCUUGCUUUCGAGGCCGGCGCAGGUUUACUCUUUGGUUUGUGGAGAGGAAUCAUCUGCGUGAUCGUGGCCAAGGCUUGUGCUGCGUCUUUGUCCUUCUGGUUGGGACGGUUGAUUCUUCACAAUUGGAGCUGGCUAGGGGAAACAGUUCAGAGGAAUCGGUACUUCGGAGUAGUUCGAGAGGGCGUGGCUCGUGAUGGCUGGAGGUUUGUUUUGUUCGCGCGCUUCUCACCACUCCCCUCAUACUUUGUCAAUUAUGCUCUCGCGAUGACGGACGUAAGAUAUUUUAGGGACUUCCUGCUGCCGACACUCGCGGGAGGUAUCCCGAUGAUCGUCCAGAACACGUCGCUGGGCAGCUUGGCUUCGUCAAUCGGUCUCUCGCUGUCUUUACCGGAGGCAAUGACGGUGAAGGAGGAGGAGUUGGAUGGGCUGCGAGGCCUUGCUCAGCGCGCAGCGCCUUUCGCAAUGCCUAGUCUUGGAAUCCUAUGCUCUCUUUGGCUGACGUGGCGAGUGAGGGCGUACACGCGUUCCAGUCGGUCAAUCGAUGAUGCCGGAUUCUCCCCGGAGGGAGAGGAGCCAGCCGAGAUCUCAGAAGGAGCGUUUGUAGCGGAGGAGAUGGGACCUAAUGAUGAAGGAGGGUUUGCGUGGGACGGUGGGAUGAUCAUGGCGGAUCGGGGUCGCGAUCGCUCUCCUCUCCCUCCCAAUGUGUCUGAAGGUGCCAAUUCUGUCAGCUCGCCCGACGGUCGGGAUAGCCAAGAACGGGGUGGUGGGGAGAGGGAAUACGAAGUGACUUCCCCUGGGAGGCGUAGUGGUCUGAGAUCGUCCACGAAGUCGAGGAGUGGGCCUAGAACGCGCUCGUAUUAUCGCGAGAUUAUUAACUCCUCCCGCUCCCUGAUGGACGAGGGAUGGGGCGGGGCCGGGGGGGAACUCGGUGAGGUGCCCAACGGUGUUCUUUCACCGAGGAACGUCAUGGCCGAUGGCCACCAGCCAACGAGAUCGAGCAAACCGGCUGCCUCGUCGCCCAGGAAAAACAUCUUGUCUCCCAAAGGUGGAAUAUUGACACCCAAGGUCGCCAGUGCACGCAGGGGACGUCCGCGAAGGAGCGCAGUUGUGCUCUCCGAGGAUGCAUCUUCCAAGAUCACCCUGUCGUCUGUCACUUCCUCUCCAAUGACCAGAGCCCGAGCUCGGGCCAUGGCUCUUGCGUUGGCGGAUGCAGAACAACAUCAACAGACGGCAGAACCGUGGAGUUGACUGACGAUGGUGAUAAAAAACUCCUCACAUGUGAACAUGGGAUGCUUUCUCUUACACAGUCCUUUUUUCGUUGUAAUAUGCUGUCUACGGAAGUUGAUAUAUCUGCCGCCGGUAGGUCUCGCAGCAGUGCCAUCUAGCGAUUCACGUGUUACGCGGUGGAAGGGAAUUACAGGGACGAGGACUGUAAGGGGCUAUCACGGCAUUUAUGAGUGAACAAGAACAAGCUAGCGCUAUCUUUGUUGUUCCUGUAAUAGUUCCUUGGCAGAUACGUUUGAUCUCUUCGUGAUGAAGCCCUUGCCAAAUGGACACCUUGCCAAACGGGCGGCUGCUGCUGCUGUUCGUGUGAUCUUUUAAAAUCGAGUUUGGUCGAUUCUCGAUGGGGCGUUACUUGUGCACUUUGUGUGCUAGCCUGUGGAAGUGGAAGUGGCACCUCAGUGACCACUGAAAUCUAUUUCUGUCACUGUCGCUUGAGCAACGGAUGUCACCUGCAGUCUGUUGUGCGGUGUAAUGGCCUCGGUCAAGGAAAGGACGAAGUUAUUGCUGAGCUGACGAGAUUCCUGAAUGUUGACUGCAUGCUGAUGUCGGUCUCCAUGGUGAUCUCAGUGGGGGCCUGAUGGGAGGACGGAGUUGGCAGGUCUGGAAUAAGCUUCCAAACGCGAAGCCUUAGGUGUGAUACUGCAUGCAAGGAAACUGUUGCAUAGCAUUCCACCAAUGGAGAGAGGCAGAGCAAGAAGAGGAAAGCUGAUGGGGAAGUUAGAGCGGUGCCAGACUUGUGAAGGCGUUUCGUCUGGAACAAGCUUCCAAACGCGAAGCCUUAGGUGUGAUACUGCAUGCAAGGAAACUGUUGCAUAGCAUUCCACCAAUGGGGAGCGGCAGAGCAAGAAGAGGGAAGCUGAUGUGGAAGUUGGAGCGGUGCCAGACUUGUGAAGGCGUUUGGUCUGGAACAAGCUUCCAAACGCGAAGCCUUAGGUGUGAUACUGCGUGCAAGGAAACUGUUGCAUAGCAUUCCACCAAUGGGGAGAGGCAGAGCAAGGAGAGGGAAGCUGAUGGGGAAGUUGAAGCAGUGCCAGACUUGUGAAGGCGUUUCUCGAUUCCAGACUGUGGAGCAAAGGUCUCGAGGUUCCGGAGAAUCUCCGGAUCUUGCAAGCGUGAUUGAGAAGUCUCUCUCGAGCUUACUGGCGUGAUCGAGUUACGAAACGGUCAUCGUCUUUUGAAAGCUACCGUAGCACCCAGCCAGCAGCAGGACUGGCAAAAGCGUUGGUAAGAGCAUUGAUUUGAGCUGAUUGUUCGCUUGUGUAGUUUUUUUGAAUUGAGGAAUUUAAUGUUUCCCAUGCUUCUUCCGUCUAUUAGGAAUGUGGACAUCAGCAAACCAUCUCGAUGAUGGUCUGAUGUUGCCACGAUGGGCGUUAUGUCUAGUCUCUUGCAAUGUCCUCCUGCUUGGAGAUCCUCUUAGUCUACUACGGGACCUGUCAUCAGUUGUUAAGGGCUGUCAUAAGCUCUCUGUUUAUCUUCUCUCUCUCUCUCUCUCUUUCUCUCUCUUGCUCAGAUCGCUAUCAGUAAUCUCAGAAGGAUGAGCUCCUGCUUCUCUUUGGGCAUUUGGAGUUUCUCUCGGAAAGAGCGCAUGCUGGGAUCUUUCUGAAUUGCAUGGAGAGGUGAUCAACCACCCCCCUGUAUCGAUGCAUCCUGGUUUAUUAGUAAGGAGCCAUGAAAAGAGAUGCACUGAUGUGUUUCGAUUUUCAGCGUCUGUCCCCACUUUGGUGCUCUUGCCUUUACUUACACGUGUGGACCGGCAUGUUCUCUUUGUGCAGAACACAGGUUGUGUCAGGCAACAAUUUCUUUCCGCCCUCCCAGCUGUCAGGGGCCGACCUUUUCUUUCAGAAGGGUUUGUUGAUCGGCAUGUUCUCUUUGUUGAUCGGCUGUGCAUUUUGGUAACAGGGUAGGUCUAGAGUGAAUGCGCGAGUUAUUCCACAUGUUUCCCUUCGUUAUAAUUAAGGAAAUUCUUUUGGGUGAAAGAGAGAGGCAAGGAGUGAGGUGAGCGUUUAGAAAUGACGAGUCGUAAAACUCGUGCACCAUUGUUGGACUAGGACAAUCUCACCAUCACACCCUCACUGCCUCAAGGGCACAAGCCCGAACAGCCACAGAGCGACACAGCCACCAUACAUGCAUCCGCGCACCCACCACUAUAGAAAGGGACACUGGGGACAGGGCAGUGUUCUCUUAGUAUUGGGGUUAGGAAUGCCGAGUACGAGUGAAAAUGGAGAUACUGAUUGUUUUACAACAGGUUCGUGAAUCCAGAAAACGCCAAGAGAUGGAAGCAGUUGAGCAGCCGGUUGCGGCAACAGCUGAAGAUUACUGCAUCAUGAUGUUUUCUCAGGGAAGGAACCACAGCCAUGGCAGUGUUUUUUGAGCAAAUGGUGACGCAUGCAAUUCAGAAAAUGAGGUGUGGCCACAUCAGGAUUAUGCAAGAGGGCGAAGACGUGAAGAGAGGGAGGUAAGACGGACUGGCAUGCCGCUUUCACUGUCAUUGAGGGUGGACUGACUGUGGAAAUUGGGCCAAGCGACUCACGUCUGUUGCCUCAAUUUUGUCUAGGGUUUCUCUUGCCGUGAUCAGAAAUCUGCAGCGGCGUUAAGGACUUGCAUAUUGUGGCCAGCAGACAUCUUUUCGUACAGUCAGAAGGCUGACCUGCAACAUGGUGUGUCAGCUGACAAGACAUCUUUUCGUGCUGUCAGAAGGCUGACCUGCAACAUGGUGUGGCCAGCAGACGAGACAUCUUUUUGUGCUGUCAGAAGGCUGACCUGCAGACAAGACAUCUUUUUGUGCUGUCAGAAGGCUGACCUGCAACAUGGGACGGAUCGGUUCUUUGGAGAGUACAGUCAUUGUUCCCCUGGUGAUUGAAGGUACAGCUUGCAUCUUAUGUUCAACACCCGUGCUUGCUAUAGUGAUGGACUUCGGACUGGCAGCGGCACUUUCACGUGGCCAUUGUAUGAUGACCAGUUCCAUUGAACCAGAGUGCAAGGAGAUGGUUAUGGAGUAGAGGAUUGUGAUGACGGCUGCCAGUAACCUUUCAUCUGUCGAUUUGGCAUGCAGUUCAGAUAAGCACUCUUUUCUCUUCUUUGCGUUUGUAUCCUUAUAUGAGGAUUAACGUAGCACUCGGGGUGAGGAAGCAGAAGUACAGCACAGUGGUAGCUGACUGUAUGACACGGUCAAAUCGCUCGUGCAAGUUUAAACAUAUCGUAUUCAAAAUGAGCAAAUUGAUCUUGUGAUCAGGUGCCUCGUUGCAGUAAGAGGGAGUGCGUGCGUGAAGUUGUCCUGUCGUCUGGAUUCAAGGGACGAAAAGAUGCUGCGGAGAAGAGAAAGAGCGACCUGCUUAUACGAAAUUAUGAAGUCUGGUUUAUCUUCACACGGAAGAUAUAAUAGACUGCGACUUCUUCGAGUAUCAGUGGUGUUGGGUGAUAGUAGGUGAUGGACCUGUUUAAAAAGUCUGGUUAUCUUCACAGCGAAGAUGCAGACCAUGGUUUCGUAGGGUACUGGUGAGGGUGAUGGUCAAAUCGGCGGUUGUAGGGGUGUCGGGAAUAUGCGGAGGGGGUGAGGGUGAUGGUCAUGGUGGGUCAUGAUUCUGUCCUUGGUUCUUUGAGCAGAAGCAAGUGGAGGUCAUCUUCAUGUUGUGGUGGUAAUGCCAAUGUGGGCUGCGACCGACUAGUGGCUACACGUCUAUGAAGUAAGUGUUUCAUCAUGUAGUUUGAUUCUUUGUUGCUGUUAAUCAAUCCUGCUGAUCACUUUGGAGGGUGUAUUCAGGAUGGGUGGAGAUGGGCUGAGCAUGUGAUUUUGGGUCUGUGUAUGGUCUAGCAAGUGUUAAGACAGACUGUGAAGUGACGCAGCUGUCAGAUUCUCGUUCUGCAAUAAAGCUUUCAGUGGAUUAUGAUGCGCCAUGACCGAGCGCAACUUGGCUGGCUGGAAUCGGUUUAUCUUGUUCUCAAGUCAAAGAACUUGUCUAGCGAGCGUGCGUGUGUCCAGACUUUGGGAUGAUCGUGCAGUGCAGUGAAGAAGGAUUGAAAUGACGUAUUGCUUUUGGUGGAUGGUGAUGUGUCAUGGCCCAUGGGAUAC